Drosophila novamexicana is the source of this 1916-nucleotide messenger RNA. RefSeq names its product DNA topoisomerase 1-like. NCBI's taxonomy places the organism in Eukaryota, Metazoa, Arthropoda, Insecta, Diptera, Drosophilidae. Gene Ontology annotation, cellular component: chromosome; nucleolus. Gene Ontology annotation, biological process: chromosome segregation; DNA replication; DNA topological change. The record is from RefSeq and is a predicted model, not a curated record. The transcript has 2 exons. Gene Ontology annotation, molecular function: DNA binding; DNA topoisomerase type I (single strand cut, ATP-independent) activity. The coding region runs from base 193 to 1866 and encodes 557 amino acids.
UACUAGAAUUGAUUGAUUUGAUUUUUAUCGAAAGGCGGCUAACCGAGAUUCGAACUAAACUUUAGAUUCACAAAUGUGGAAAGCCAGGUUCUCGAACCAAACCUUAAAAACCUUGGUGAUAUUUUUGUUAUAUUUUUCGAGUCAUCUCUUUAUGUUUCAGUAAAACUAAUAGCUGGCAUAGAAUCUGCAAGCAUGUUUAUCGAUAUUUUGCCAAAAUCUACCGAAUCAGACGCAGCUGAGAAACCACAAGUCGGAUUCGCAAGGGCACGCUGCAGGUUCGUGCCCGCGGAGUAUCGCAAUACACAGAGCCGCUGGCUGAGCCGCUUGCGACCGCGGCAAUCCAGCAGCUCGGUUCAAAUUCAGAGCUGCGAGGGGUCGCCCAGCAAGGUGAAAUGGCAGACACUGGAGCACAAUGGGCCACUCUUUCCAGGCGCCUAUGAGAGACUGCCGGAGAAUGUGCACUUCCUUUACGAUAACUGCCCCAUUGAGCUGACGGAGCAGGCCGAGGAGGUGGCCACAUUCUAUGCCAAGGUGCUGAGGACCCCGUUCGUGGAGCUGUCCGAGUUCAAUGAGAAUUUUUUCGAAGACUUUCGCAGCUGUUUAAGCGUUGAGCAGCGCCUUCACAUCACCAGCUUUGAGCUCUGCAAUUUCGAGAAAAUAAGUCAGCAUUUGGAGGAACAGCAAGAGGCCAGAUCGCAGCAGGAUCUCGAAGAAGACGAACGUUAUGGCUAUUGCUAUAUUGAUGGAGAGCGUCUUCGGGUCAAGCAAUUUCGUAUCAAGCCGCCGGGUUUGUGCUGUCCGCGUAAAGGCUACAGCCUCACCAUGGGCAUGAUCCGACCACGAGUCCUGCCCGAAGAUAUUAUGAUUAAUUGUGAUGAAUACGCGGAUCCGCCGGCGCCGCCACCCGGACACCGCUGGCGUCAGGUGGUGCACGAUCGCAGUGUCACCUGGUUGUACUCCUGGCAUGAUCUCGUCUCGGGCAGCUCACAUUACGUGCGUGCCCGUAUCGAUAAGUCGAAAAGAUACCGUUUGCCUCUUCGAAAUCAGCUAGAAACGGCGCGCCGACUACAGCAGCAUCUGCCCAGCAUUCGUCGCGAGUACCGUCAGCUUUGGUCCUCGGAGCAUUGGCUGGUGCGGCAGCGCAGUGUGGCCCUCUACUGCAUUGACCAGUUGGCCAUGAGCUGCGAGGUCCCAGAGCAGCCGGACAAGGUCACAUUAUGCGAUCUACGCGUGGAGAAUCUGCAGUUGCAUCCGCGUUUGGCUGGCAGAAAGAAUGUGGUCCGAUUGCAGGCCAGAAAGUCGAACCGUCAACGUGUGUAUAGGAGCGUGUGCGUCCAGCCCGAGGUCUUCUACAAUCUGAGGGUCUUUGUCUGCGGCAAAGAGCCGAAUGAUUUGGUACUCGAGGAGCUCACAACUCAGCUGCUGAAUGCGCAUCUCGAAUACCUGAUGGACGGCCUAACCUCGCACAUAUUUUGCAUUUGUAAUGCCUCCCAGUUGCUGGAGCAGCGCUUGAAAGAGAUUCCACGCAAAGCCUCGCUCACCGUGCAGCUGCUGGCCUACAAUCAGGCACUCAAAGAGGUUCACAGCUUUUGCAGUAAUCGCCAGCGGAAUGUUGCCCCGCUGCCCGCCCCGAAGAGCUCCAGGUUAACUCGCCGGAACUGCACCGAGGAGGAGCGCCUACUCAAGGCAAUCAGCCUGCAGACCAAGCCACUCGUUGAGGCUACGCUCAUCUAUUUGGAUCCACGGAUAACCAUUUCUUGGUGCCUGCGUUGCAAAAUCCCCAUCUCUGCCAUCUACAUGAGCUCAGCGAUACGCAAGAAACUCAUCUGGGCCACGAAAUGCACCACUAAACACUUUUGUUUUUGAAUCGAUUCAAAUUGCGUUUAUAUUUUAUAUUUAUAUACAAUUUUAGGUAA